AUGGCUUCCGUCAAUCGUGAAGCUAUGGCGACUGUCAAUCGUGAGAACCAAUCUAUUGGAGACGAUAUUUCUUCUGAAAAGCCAGUGACAUAUAAGGUGAAUGCUCUUGUGAAUGUGAGAUAUGACAGGACUGAAGAUGUAAAGGAGAUGAUGCUUCAUUUGUUUGAUGCUUUUAGUAAUUCUACUCAGUGGGCUUUGAUUCUACAACUUCUUAGCACUGAAAUUGAUCCAAGGACGAUGGCGCCAAAAAGGAGCAAGAAAACCAUACUAGACUGCUCCAAAAACCUAACAAUUGGUGCGCAGUCAGCUACUUUCAAAGUUCAGUUUGUGGUGGAUUCAACUUUUGGGGUGCCAGGAGCGAUCACUGUAGUUAACAGAUAUGAGAAGGAACUCUUCUUGGAAAGCGUCAUCAUUGAAGGGUUAGUUCGUUUUUCUUGCAACUCUUGGGUCCAACCAGAAAACACUAUUGCACAUAAAAGGAUCUUUUUUUCUGACAAGCCAUAUUUACCUUGGGAGACACCAGCAGGACUAAAGGAGCUAAGAGAAGAGGAACUACGACAACUGAGUGGUAAUGGAAAAGGGCUUAGGGUAUAUUCUGAUAGAAUAUAUGACUAUGACAUGUACAAUGACCUAGGAAAUCCAGAUAAGGGAAUUGAAUAUGCAAGGCCAACACUUGGAGGCGAAAAGAACCCACAUCCUAGAAGAUGUCGAACUGGACGUCCUCCUACGAAUACUGAUAUACUUGCGGAGUCGACAGUGCAAGAGCCCAUGCAAAUAUAUGUGCCCAGAGAUGACGCGAUGGAAAGGUGUAAGAAAGAAGAUUUUGAGGUAGGAAGGCAGAAGGGGAUGCGCCGAAAUUUUGUUCCAUACUUAGCCUCCAUUGCAGACAGAGAUGCUUUUGAGAGGUUUUCUGACAUCAAUGGUCUCUAUAAAAAGAGAUCUUCGCUUGAAAUGAAGUCUCCAUUGGCAAAGAUUGUUGAAAAAGUCCAAGACUACAUUGAGCCCUACAAAUUUGACCCUCCAAUGACCAUCUCCAUGGACGCGUCUUGCUGCUUACGAGAUGAUGAGUUUGGUCGGCAAGCACUUGCAGGCAUAAACCCUCUAAGCGUAGAAAGGCUAAAGGUUUUUCCACCUACAAGCAAAUUGGAUCCCUCAAUCUAUGGUCCCCAGGAUUCAGCACUCAAAGAAGAGCAUAUUAUAGGUCAUCUAAAUGGAUUAUCAAUACAGCAGGCAUUAGAAGAGAGCAGGUUGUACAUUAUAGACUACCAUGACAAGAUCCUUCCAUUUCUCAACCAAGUAAACUGUUUUGAUGACCGAAAAGCCUAUGCAACACGUACAAUAUUUUUCUUGACACCAAUUGGAACUCUGAAGCCUAUUGUGAUCGAGCUCAGUCUUCCACCAGUGGAUCCAAAUUCCCCUUCUAAGCAAGUCCUAACAUCCCCAGUGGAUGCUACCACAACUUGGAUGUGGCAGCUUGCCAAAGCCCAUGUUUGCUCCAAUGACUGUGGUGUUCAUCAACUUGUUCAUCAUUGGUUGCGCACCCAUGCAUGCAUGGAGCCAUUUAUAAUUUCCGCUCACCGUCAGCUAAGUGUGAUGCACCCAAUAUACAAACUUCUCCAUCCUCAUAUGCGAUACACAUUGAAGAUUAACGCAUUGGCCCGUCAAUAUCUCAUCAAUGCUGAAGGGAUCAUCGAGAAUGACUUCACUACUGGUAAGCAUUCCAUGCUCAUUAGCUCCGCUGCUUACAAGGAUUGGUGGCGUUUCGAUUUAGAGGGCCUUCCCGAAGAUCUCAUUAGAAGGGGUUUGGCAACACGAGAUCCGACCCAGCCCCAUGGGCUAAGACUUUUCAUUGAAGACUAUCCUUACGCAAAUGAUGGGCUCCUAAUAUGGUCCGCCAUUGAAGAAUUGGUUCGAACCUAUGUAAACUACUACUAUAAAGACCCAAGCAUGGUUUGUUCUGACUCAGAGCUCCAAGCUUGGUACUACGAGUCUAUCAAUCUAGGCCAUGAAGAUUUGAAAAAUGCUAGCUGGUGGCCUAGACUCUAUAGUCCAGAAGAUCUUAGCUCUAUACUCACCACUUUAAUCUGGCUUGCCUCGGCUCAACAUGCUGCACUGAACUAUGGGCAGUACCCAUAUGGAGGACACAUCCCAAUUCGUCCACCACUUAUGAGGAAACUAGUGCCAAAGGAGGAUGAUCCAGAGUACGCAAAAUUUGUGGCUGAUCCAGAGAAAUAUUUCCUAUCAGCAUUGCCAAGUCGGUUUCAAUCAACAAGGUUUAUGGCUGUGAUUGAUAUACUGUCAACACACUCAAUUGAUGAGGAGUAUCUUGGAGAACGAAAAGACUUGUCGACUUGGUCAGGGGACAGUGAGAUCCUAGAGGCAUUCUAUAGAUUUUCAAUGGAGAUGAAAAGGAUUGAGAAGGAGAUUGAAAAGAGAAAUGUUGAUCCAAAUCUAAGGAAUAGACAUGGGGCUGGUACUACAGCGUAUGAGCUGCUUAUACCAAGCUCACGUCAUGGGGUUACUUGUAGAGGGGUGCCUAAUAGUAUAACAAUUUAG
Molecule: messenger RNA, 2556 nt
Organism: Quercus lobata
Lineage: Eukaryota; Viridiplantae; Streptophyta; Magnoliopsida; Fagales; Fagaceae
Product: linoleate 13S-lipoxygenase 3-1, chloroplastic-like
Exons: 9
Coding region: 1-2556 (851 amino acids)
Biological process (GO): lipid oxidation
Molecular function (GO): protein binding; metal ion binding; oxidoreductase activity, acting on single donors with incorporation of molecular oxygen, incorporation of two atoms of oxygen
Source: RefSeq, a predicted model, not a curated record